Bursaphelenchus okinawaensis is the source of this 3346-nucleotide messenger RNA. NCBI's taxonomy places the organism in Eukaryota, Metazoa, Nematoda, Chromadorea, Rhabditida, Aphelenchoididae. The record is from the annotation of a GenBank genome assembly.
AUGACGAUCAGUUAUAAUGGUGACAUCUCCUCCAGUAGGACCUUUUCCUUCCUUCGAAUCAUUUGCCGUUGGAAGGGCUCUAUUUGGAAGUCUGUCUUCGUGGAGCUUUUGUCAUGGGUCAUCAUGUACUAUGUCAUAAUGGCAUCAUAUCGCUACUUUAUGAGCGAAUAUCAAAGAAGGUUGUUCGCGAAAUUUGCACAGUAUUCUAAUGCAACUAUCGAUUACUUACCAUUAACUUUUAUGUUGGGGUAAGUUGACUUAUGUUUAGGGUUGCUUAAGAGACGGUUAAUUAGAAGAGGGCUUUAAAAUGUUAGGGCAAGAGUAGGGUAAGGCUGAGGUUGAGAUAGGGUGUGGGCUAGGUUGUGCUGAGGUUGAGUAGAACAGGACAGGGCGCAGGUUGGGCUUGGUGUGUGGUUGGGUAGGGUAGUAGAUUGAUAGGGUAGAGUAGUGAACUAAAGAGCUGAGGGUAAAAAUACAAUAAAUAAUACAUAAAUACUGUAACACGAGGGUAAGGUCAAAUAAAUUUAAGGUAUGGAAAAGGUUACUUACUUUGAUGGCCAGAUUAAUAUAAUAAAAGUCACGUGAAGUGGUAGAAAUAGCUUAUUUUUAAGUAGGGUAGGUUAAUUUUUAGGUAGGGUAUGAUAACUCAAUAACAAAUAUAAGAUAAGUUUGCGGUACAAUAGAGUGUGGUCUGUUCGGGUAGACCAGGUUCACAAUAAAACGGCUGAAGUAAAAAAAGGGUAGGGUAUGGUAUGGCAUCAACAGAUGUGGGUUAAGUAUACGGUAGACUGAGGGUACGGCCGUAGAAAGAUAAUGCAGGGUAGGAAACUGUAAGUUCGGGCGGGGUACGUAGGAGUGAGAAACGGGCCGUCUAGGCCCGGCACAAACAUUGGGCCCCGGGCCUGUGCCGGGCCUAAAAAGUGGGCCCGGGCCAAAAAAAAUUUUUUAAAUCCCCGUUGAUGUUUUUUGAUUUUAUUGGGUACUCUGAUCCAUAAAUGAUCUGAAAGAACAAUGUGAAGCCAAUUUCCGUUUAUUUUUUGAGUUUUAAAAUUUAAAAAAUUUUUUAAAACGGGCCGGGUCGGCCUGAGAGGAAAAUGAAAACGGGUCGGGCCUAAACAUUGGGCCCCGGACUUGAGCCGGGCCUAAAAAGUGGGCCCGGCCCUUUUCUCACCCCUAGGGGUAAGUCAAAGUAGAUUUUAAUACGGUACGGUAGGAUAGGGUAGGGUAGUUUUAAAGACAGGGUUGAUUUCGUAGGGCGUAAUUUGUAAUUUAUUUUUAGUUUCUUCGUGUCAAUUGUGGUCGAUCGAUGGAAAAACAUUUUUGCUAAUAUUGGCUUUAUCGAUGAGUAUGUUCCAAACGUUUUAUAUUGUACUAGAAAAUGUUCUUUAGCAUUUUUUUAAUAAAUUUUUUCAAAGAAUUAUAUUAACUUUAAUAUUCCUAUUGUUAUUUAAAUUUUUACUCUAACUAGUAGGUACAAAAAACGUUUUUUUUUUUUAAUUUUUACAUUGAACCAUACUAAUUUUAAAUUCAUUUUUAGUGCAGCCAUAUAUAUCAGUGCUGUCUUCCUAGGCCAAGAAGAAAAACCUUUACAAAUGCGUCGGAACGUACUUCGCUACAUGGUACUGACUCAAGUACUGGUCCUACGUGACAUUUCGCUCCAAGUCCGUAAACGCUUCCCCAGCCUCGACUCCAUCGUGAACGCUGGCUUCAUGAUGCCGCACGAACGUCAGUUGAUGGACGUCGUAACUGACAAGUACAAUCGGUACUGGUUACCUAUUCAUUGGGCGUGCUCGUUGGCACAACAAGCCAAAGUGGCGGGGUAUAUAGCUGGAGAUGCUCAGACUUCCAACGUGCUACGUGAGAUCAUUGAAUUUAGGUCGUGCUUACAAGUACUAUGUAAUUAUGAUUGGGUACCAGUGCCAUUGGCCUACCCUCAAGUCGUGUUCAUGGCAGUACGAAUGUACUUUAUGUUGUGCUUGAUUUGUCGACAAUUCUUGUAUCCUGGGGAUACGGUAACACGGACGGUUUACACCAUGAUUGAUUUGAAGAUACCGGUGAUGACAAUCCUUCAGUUUAUCUUCUACAUGGGUUGGUUGAAGGUGGCUGAGGCGUUGUUGAAUCCAUUGGGGUAAGAACUGUAGUUUUGCCAAUUUAGAAAAAUUUUUAUAGUAUGACUUUAAAAAGGAAUGGCAUCUUUAUUUUUGUAGUAUUAAAGCGCUAAAAAAAGUCUUGUCGUUUUUGGCAUUGAAAAGUAAUGUAAAUUGGCGACAAGUCUUUUUUUGACGCUUUAACUAUGAUUCUUUUUUAGAGAAGAUGAUGACGACUUGGAAUGCAACUACAUAAUCGACCGUAAUGCUACAGUAAGUUAUAUUUUGAAGCAUUUUUCGAAAAUUAAAAAUUUUUUUUUGUUAAUUAAUUUUUAAAUUUAAAUAAAAAAAUUUUUUUUUCAAGUUAUAAUAAUAAUUUCAGAUAGCAAUGUACCUAGCCGGACCGUGCAACGGUGUUGUGCCUGAACAAAAAGCUGAUUGUUUCUCAUUCGGCUUCACUCCAUUAUACUCAGAAGAAGCCUCUAAUCAGACAAUACACCCAUUAAUCGGAUCUGCAGCUACUAUUAUGCCUGAUCUUGUAUCUAAUACAAGGGUAAGUCUAGUCCAAAGCCCUAUCAAUUUUAUAUUGUUCUUACAGUGCACCAUUUUGAUGACGAUAUUUUAGAUGGUGCCCAAGAAUGAUGACGAUACAAGUUCAACUUAUUCUGGAAACACGGUUAGAAACAUGAAGAAUAUGUUUGGCCUAAGGAAUCGAUUUAAAAGUAUCUGUAACAAAAAGAAGAGAACAGUAAAGCCAACAGGAUCAAAACGAUACGACAGUAACACACAGAGUACUCAAAUUACUAACGUCAGUGGCAGUGUGCCUAUUACAUGUCAGUUUAGUUUUAAUUUAAAUUUUUUAAAAUUUUAAUUUUUUGGUUUGAAUUAGACAUGAGAAACAAGCCCGGCCCGAUCGAAAUUUUGCUCAAGGCCGGCCCGACCCGUUUCUCAUGUCUAGUUUGAAGUACGUCAAAAAUUAUUUUUUUAGUUUCAUAUUUGCCAAAAAAAGUCUUGUCGUUAAUUUAAAUUGUUUUACGGGUUAAAAAACGACGAAACUUUUCGAAAACCUUAAUAUUACUGUAUUUUUUAAAAUUAAGAGACGUAUUUAAAUUUUUUUCAAAAUGUAAAAUUUUUUCAACAACAAUGUUACAGUAGAACCGGAGAACCUACAGCCCUCCUCUCCUACCGUCGGAAUGGCUUCGAACAUAACAUUGAUCAGUUGUGGUCUUGACGACGACAAGAACGAAAGAGUGAUAUAA